Molecule: messenger RNA, 2030 nt
Organism: Venturia canescens
Lineage: Eukaryota; Metazoa; Arthropoda; Insecta; Hymenoptera; Ichneumonidae
Gene: Cdk1
Product: Cyclin-dependent kinase 1
Exons: 4
Coding region: 281-1177 (298 amino acids)
Biological process (GO): protein phosphorylation; G2/M transition of mitotic cell cycle; mitotic G2 DNA damage checkpoint signaling
Cellular component (GO): nucleus
Molecular function (GO): ATP binding; cyclin-dependent protein serine/threonine kinase activity
Source: RefSeq, a predicted model, not a curated record
AGAGUGACGAUCGCGAAACCGAGACCAGCCGAACUCAGCCGACGUUCACUUUUCAAACGUGUUUACCAAUAUGGCGUGCGAGCGUUUGAAUUUGAGCGUUACAUGAGGGCUGAUCCAAGCAGGGACUAACGUUCCGGUGCAAAAGUAUACCGCGUCUGUCGAACACUCUUGACAUUUUGUUAAUGAAAUCAAGGUAUAAACAAAAUAGGUAACGAUCGUUCGUUCACAGUGAAGACCGUUGAACCGGUUGUGAGAAUAAGAAAUAAGUAAUCGAGCAAGGAUGGAAAAUUUCAUAAAGAUCGAGAAAAUUGGCGAGGGAACUUAUGGCGUUGUAUAUAAAGGAAGACACAAAAAAACUGGGGAAAUUGUUGCGAUGAAAAAAAUUAGACUGGAAAGCGACGACGAAGGCAUCCCUUCGACAGCCAUAAGGGAAAUAUCUCUGUUGAAGGAGCUCAAACAUCCCAACAUCGUUGGCCUUUCGGAUGUUCUGAUGGAAGAAUCACGACUCUAUCUCAUCUUUGAAUAUCUCACGAUGGAUUUGAAAAAAUAUAUGGACAGUCUUGGUAGUGGAAAACUUAUGGAGCCUGCAACCGUCAAGUCUUAUCUUUAUCAGAUUACGAGAGCAGUUCUGUUUUGUCACAUGCGGAGGGUUCUGCAUCGGGAUUUAAAACCACAAAAUUUGCUGAUUGAUAAACGAGGCGGCAUAAAAGUUGCAGAUUUUGGUCUUGGCCGUGCUUUUGGAAUACCUGUACGCGUUUACACCCACGAAGUCGUAACUCUUUGGUACAGAGCACCUGAAAUUUUACUCGGUUCGAAUCGAUACUCGUGCGCUAUCGAUGUUUGGAGUAUCGGCUGCAUUUUUGCUGAAAUGGCUACAAAGAAACCCUUAUUUCAGGGUGACAGCGAGAUUGAUCAACUUUUUAGAAUAUUUCGAGUUUUGAGAACACCGACCGAUGAAAUAUGGCCAGGAGUAACUCAGCUCUCCGAUUACAAAGCAACAUUUCCAAAUUGGACAUCGAACAAUUUAGCGAACCAGGUUAAGACAUUGGAUAAGGACGGUCUUGACCUCCUGCAAGGGAUGCUCAUCUACAAUCCUGAGAAGAGAAUAUCAGCUCGGGUGGCUCUUCAGCAUCCAUAUUUCGACGAUCUCGACAUGAAGAAAUUACCACCCGAGUGAGAUCGCGAGUUAUUCUUAUCGAGUUUUUUUUCGAUCAUCGUUGAGCCACGAAUUAAUAACGGCUCACCCCAUGUGCUAAGUUUCUCGUAUAUGCCGAUUCGAAGUCGUUUAUAAUACGUCCCUGACACGGCUUUUUCAAACACAACUCAUUUGUCGUUUUCUUUCCUCUUUGAGCUGAAUUCGAGACUUUUCUAGAAUCCACAGAGGCUAAGAUUCUUCCUUGCACGAUACACCACCUUUCCUUUCCUUUUUUUUUUUACUCAUUAUGGCAAUGACGAUCACGAAUUAGACUUAUUUAUACUUUCCGGUAUUUAAUUAUGUUUUAAACGUCUCAUUCAUUAUUCCUCCUGUGUUUUUUCAUCUUUUAAACUGAUAGUUCUCUGUCCCCGCCCUCCUUUUCCCUACCCACGAUGUUUCUUCGUACCAGAGUAGAGCUUUUCGAAGAAAACUUGCUCGUUCAACUCCGAGUGUCUUAAGAAAAAAGAAAUUGACUAUUCUUGUAAGAUUUUAAAAAUGUAUUUUUUCUACGAGGAAUGAGUGAUCCGAAUGAAGAGAGAGAGAGAGAGAAAUACACGCCGCCGUUGCGUAAUCCUGUACAUAGCGUUAUGAAAGAAUCAUCUGAUUUCCGUAGUUUUUAAUACCAUUGUCGUACUAUUGAAUCCGUGGCACUCUAAUUACUCCGUUCAGCUAUUUUUUGUCUGAUUCAAUUGUUUUUUUUCUUUUUCCACUUUUCCAUUUUUUGUGCCUCGUAUGAAUCCACGUCGUCGUAUGCUUUGAGCUCUUUUAUUCGAUUAGUUGAGUUAGGGAUUUCCUUAUUAAAUUUACAAUAAAUCGAUUAAUUAAUUAAACUUAA